Messenger RNA from Camelina sativa (false flax), 1130 nucleotides. RefSeq names its product glutathione S-transferase L2, chloroplastic. Gene Ontology annotation, biological process: protein glutathionylation. NCBI's taxonomy places the organism in Eukaryota, Viridiplantae, Streptophyta, Magnoliopsida, Brassicales, Brassicaceae. The record is from RefSeq and is a predicted model, not a curated record. Gene Ontology annotation, molecular function: glutathione transferase activity.
AUUUGUGGCAGUGAAGUGAACUAAAGAAAGAUUCCGGAAAAUCUUAUCGGAGCUGCGAAAGUUUGUGUGAGUGAAGCUAUGAGUGUCGGAGUUAAUAUUAGCGUGUGCGCAUAUCCAUCGUUUGCGUUAUCCACCAGAGAUUACUCUAUCUCUUCGUCAUCUCUCUAUCUUGAUCGGAAAAUUCUUCUCCGACCAGUCUCCGGGAGGCUGCGGUGUAAAUCCUAUGGGAAACGCAGAAUCGAACCAAUAUCAGCUGUUAAAGAGUCAAGUCGAGUACCGGAGCUUGAUUCUUCUUCAGAACCAGUUCAAGUGUUUGAUGGAUCGACUAGGUUGUACAUAUCAUACACUUGCCCGUUUGCUCAGCGUGCGUGGAUUGCUCGCAACUACAAGGGUCUGCAAAACAAGAUAGAACUUGUACCAAUUGAUCUCAAAAACAGGCCUGUUUGGUAUAAGGAGAAAGUUUACGAAGCCAACAAGGUGCCUGCAUUAGAGCACAAUAACAAAGUAAUGGGAGAGAGCCUUGAUCUGAUUAAGUACAUUGACACCAAUUUUGAAGGGCCUUCACUUACACCCGAUGGUGUAGAGAAGCAAGCAGUUGCUGAUGAGUUGCUCUCCUACACUGACUCCUUCUCCAAAGCUGUGAGAUCCACUCUAAACGGCAGUGAUAGUAAUGCAGCAGAUGCUACAUUUGAUUACAUGGAGAAGGCGCUUUCCAAAUUCAAUGAAGGGCCUUUCUUCCUUGGCCAGUUUAGUUUGGUUGAUGUUGCAUAUGCUCCAUUCAUAGAGAGGUUUCGGCUUAUCUUAAGGGAUGUGUUGAAUGUGGAUAUCACAUCUGGUCGGCCUAACCUCGCCCUUUGGAUUCAGGAGAUGAACAAGAUCGAAGCUUACACCGAAACCCGUCAAGAUCCAAAAGAACUAGUAGAAAGAUACAAGAGACGAGUCCAAGCAGAAGCACGACUCUAAGCAGAUGGUUCUCCGGAUUUCUCCAUUUACGAUUGUUCACAGAAGAGUCAAAUGAGAAGAGAUAUUGUAACCAAGUUUUUUUUUAUUUAUAAAUUAUAUUGUAUUGAAAAAGCAUCUACAUGACAGGCAACAACUGUAUUCAUUUAUCCCAGAGUUCAUGAGACCAA